AUGUCUUCCAUCCUGACGGUUCUACUCGCGUUUUUGCCUUUGUACGAGUCUCUGGAUGUCGACACUGCCGGCUUAGCUUUCCUUGGUUUCCAAAAAAAGUAUGGCAAGAGCUACGAGAGUGAGGAAGAGGAGAGCAAGAGGGCCGCAAUUUUCCAGGACAACCUGGAUUACAUCCAGAGGGUCAACGCCCAGA
This is a messenger RNA of Perkinsus marinus ATCC 50983, 193 nucleotides long. RefSeq lists its product as hypothetical. Lineage: Eukaryota; Perkinsozoa; Perkinsida; Perkinsidae. The record is from RefSeq and is a predicted model, not a curated record. The annotation marks the transcript as partial. The transcript is spliced from 2 exons.